This is a messenger RNA of Helianthus annuus (common sunflower), 1632 nucleotides long. RefSeq names its product F-box/LRR-repeat protein At4g14103. Lineage: Eukaryota; Viridiplantae; Streptophyta; Magnoliopsida; Asterales; Asteraceae. The transcript is spliced from 4 exons. The record is from RefSeq and is a predicted model, not a curated record. Gene Ontology annotation, molecular function: protein binding. The coding region runs from base 157 to 1458 and encodes 433 amino acids.
GUACAUACCGUUGACCCAAUUUGGGUCACCCAAAAAUAGAAAAUUAUAAACAGAGUACCGUUCAUCUUUCCUUUCUUCAACACGAUAGAAAAUAACGUAACAAUUCCAUUAAUCAGCUUGUCUUCUUUGAUCUUACUGGAAGCAGAAAGCUAAACUAUGAGUUCCGAGAAUGUCGAUAUGCUUAGCAGGUUACCCGAAGAGAUUGUUUCACACAUACUCUCUCUAAUGCCUACGAAACAUGCUGUGAGAACUAGCAUCUUAUCGAAAAGAUGGAGGUAUAGUUGGAUGUUUGUCACCAACCUGUACUUUACAGAAAACAUUCGCCACAGCCAUGGUUUAGAUAGCUUCUCAGAAUUUGUUGAUCAAGUGCUAAAGUUUUGUAAAUCACCGCAACUUAAUUUAUUUCGAAUGCACUUGGUUACAUUGUGUUGGCUUCAAAGGCCAAGUGUAUCAAAAUGGAUUGACAAGGCGAUCAGGUUAAACGUUCAUGAGCUUGACAUACAGGUUAACGUGCUUGAGUUGCCUUUAAGCUUUUUCACUUGCAAGACACUCACAAAAUUAAGAUUAGAUCAUAUAGCCUACGAUCACGAUGUUUGGGAGAGUGUCCAUCUUCCUUGUCUGAAAACCCUUGACAUUGCUAUAUAUACCAAUCCUCUUGUCAAUGCAUUUAAACUCGUACGUGGCUGCCCAAUACUUGAAAGUUUAUCUUUGGAAGUUCAAUGUUGCAAAGAUGAAGAAGAUUACCUAUUCGAUGUACCUACUUUGAAACGAUUGAAACUAACAUUGUAUUGUUCACAAUCUUUUAACAACAAAGUAGUUUUAAUCGUCCCUAAUCUUGAAUAUCUAUUCGUUGGUGGAAAUUUGUGCUCGCUUUUUGUUAUGGAAGACGUGUCGUCUCUGGUUGAGGCAACUGUAUCGUUUACUAAUCUAAGCAUUGGUUACUUAUGGGUUGAGCUUUUAAAUGGAUUAUACAGAGUUAAAUCACUUUCCGCUCAAGCUGAUGGUUUUCCUUACUUAGGGAACACGUUCUGUUCACCUCUGCCCACUUUUCCGAAUAUGAAGCACUUGGAGUUGAAGGGAUUUUGCCAAUCUGGAUUAAUCUCUAAGUUUCUUGAAAGUUCUCCCGAGUUGAAACAUUUAUGCAUUGAAAAAGUAUAUGAACUGCUUUUACAGGAGCCUGGAUAUACAAGUUGGAUUGAACCGAAGUUGGUCCCUCCAUGUAUGCUAACAAACCUUACAACAAUCAAGUUUUCAAAUUGCAAGGGUCACAAGUGUGAUAUACAGUUUCUUGAAUAUGUGUUGGGGAAUGCAGAGGUUCUGAAGAAGGUAACAAUCAUUUGGGAAAGCAUGAGCUCAGAAUUACAAUUGCCGUUGUGUACACAGUUGCUUAAGGUUUCAAGGGCUUCCCAGGAUUGUGAAAUCUGUUUUCAUGCCAGACCACUUACGUUGAUAAGUUGAUUUACGAUCGGUAAAACGAAUCAUUUUUAAAGGCCUGUACUGAGUCCUUUUAUUUUUGUUACUAUAAACCAUUCAUGUUGAUUUAAGGCUGGUGAAGUUCACUUAACGGUUCUUUGGUCAAACUCAAUUGCAUACUUAGCCUUUUGGCUAAAGUAAAACAGUUAUACUUGCAUA